Lathyrus oleraceus (garden pea) is the source of this 3072-nucleotide messenger RNA. RefSeq lists its product as uncharacterized. Gene Ontology annotation, biological process: protein ubiquitination; rescue of stalled cytosolic ribosome. The transcript is spliced from 8 exons. Gene Ontology annotation, molecular function: ubiquitin protein ligase activity; ribosome binding. The record is from RefSeq and is a predicted model, not a curated record. Bases 215 to 2725 code for a protein of 836 amino acids. Lineage: Eukaryota; Viridiplantae; Streptophyta; Magnoliopsida; Fabales; Fabaceae.
UAGUUCUCUUGGAAAAUAAGAUGGGAUUGGGUCUUGUUAUGGUUGGUGAAGCGGUGGCGGUUUAAAUCUUUUUAUUAUUAUUUAUUUAUUUUAACAUCCAAUCCAAAUUCUAAUUCAUAUUCGCAUAAUUCCUUCUCCGAACUUUCAAUCUCCCGGCGUUCAAAAUCUUCGGCUCCACGUAUUUCGAAAAUCAACAGGUUCAAGCGAAGAAGCCAUGGAUGACUGUUGUGCUGUUUGCGCUGAGCCGUUGGAAUGGGUUGCGUACGGACCUUGUUUGCACCGUGAGGUUUGCUCCACCUGUGUCGCGAGACUCCGUUUCAUUUGUGACGAUCGCCGUUGUUGCAUCUGUAAGACCGAUUGCAAUCUCAUUUUUGUUACCAAGGCUCUAGGAGAUUAUACAAGGGUGGUUAAUGAUUUUGCAUCCCUUCCGUCUGAGGUAAGGGAAGGAAAGGUUGGGUCGUACUGGUACCAUGAGGAUAUGAAUGCAUUUUUCGACGAUGUGGACCAUUACAAGAUGAUCAAGGCUAUGUGUAGGCUUUCCUGCAGUGAAUGUGACAAGGGGGAGGAGCAACAGAAUGAUGGGUCAAGGCGACAAGCAAGGUUUAGGAAUAUAGGACAGCUGAAGGGUCACUUGUUCCACCGUCAUAAGUUGCAUAUGUGCAGUUUGUGUUUGGAGGGAAGAAAGGUAUUUAUCUGUGAGCAAAAACUAUAUACUAGAGCCCAGUUAAAUCAACAUAUAAACACAGGUGAUUCUGAGGUGGAUGGAAGUGAGAGUGAGAGAGGUGGUUUUAUGGGGCAUCCUAUGUGUGAAUUUUGUAAAACCCCAUUUUAUGGGGACAAUGAACUGUACACACACAUGUCUACGGAACAUUAUACUUGUCAUAUAUGCCAAAGGCAGCAUCCAGGACAGUAUGAAUACUAUAAGAAUUAUGAUGACCUAGAGAUCCACUUCCGACAACAGCAUUUCUUAUGUGAAGAUGAUGCUUGCCUUGCCAAGAAAUUUGUUGUUUUUCAAUCUGAAUCAGAGAUGAAGAGACAUAAUACUAUGGAACAUGGAGGACGCAUGUCACGGUCAAAGCGUAAUGCUGCUCUUCAGAUACCGACUAGUUUUCGAUAUAAACACAAUAAUGAACAGGAUCAACGUCGUGGAAGAGGGCGAAUGUUUCGUCGCGAUCUUUCUGAAAAUCAACUUUCCAUGGCCAUUGAAGCCAGUUUGGAGACUGCUAAUGCUGAGCAAACAUAUCGUGAGCCAACUUCAAGUAGUGGGCAGAUUGCUUACGAAGACGGGGAUGCAGAUAUUGAUUCCAUCGUUCAUCCGUUUGAAUCAUUAGCUACUGCAGGUUCUGAAUCAACAUCAAGAUACCGUCAGGCCUUAGGGCAUGGCUCUAAACCACUGGUAGACUCCUCCUUUCCUCCCCUUCCCAUAACUUCCAGCAAUGGCCAGCAAAGGUCCAAACAUGAGUUUGAAGGUUCAUCAAGCAAUACUAUGGCAGCACGUUUGCGUCGGCAUGGCAACAGAAAUAUAUCUGUUAUUAACUCUGGAAAUGCCUGGUCUGUAGCAGGUCGUGGACCUGGACAAACAUCAAGUAGUCAUUCACAUUCUAAAAAGUCAACAAAUCAUGCCCUUGGAGGGUCUCAUAACUCUAGUCAGACAAAGACAGUAGUUAGCGGUGGACCCCCACCAUCAAGUUAUGCUAAUCCUAUUCCAUCUGCACAUAGAACUGCUCAUGGGCAAUUACCUGCUGGUCCAUCGUGGGACACACGUGACAAUGGUAGAAUCGUUCACUCUGCAUCAGCUCCAAACCUCGUUGAGAACAACCCUGUUGGAGUUUCAGUUUCUGAUUUUCCUCCCGUUUCUGGUUUACAAGUGAGCAAGUUAUCUACGAGCAGCCAGCCUCCAUUGAAUGUGGAGAAUGUUCAGUCUGCCAACAAGUCCCUGGUUGACCAGAUUCGCAGUACGCUUGAUUUUGAUGAAGAUAGAUACACUAUAUUUAAAGACAUAUCUGCUCAAUAUCGCCAAGGAACAAUAGAUACUGAUACAUAUGUGGACUAUGUGCAGCAGUUUGGCUUGUUUCAUCUUGUACCUGAGUUGGCAAGACUAUGUCCGGAUGCUCGGAAGCAGAGAGAACUUGUGGAGUCUUACAAUGCUGGUUUGCAAAGAAAUGCAUUUCAAGAAAGUGACAGGGUGUAUGGCAGUGCUAGCACCCAUCACAAGAACGGUAAUGUUGACAAGAAAGGUAAAGGCAAGUCAUUAGAGGUUAAGCGGAAUCAACCCACUGAGAAAUUAGCAGAUAGCUUUUUAAGCACCGUUCAUCAACUACAGUCAAAUUAUAAACCUUCAGAAGAGAAGUUGGAGGUGCUAUCAAAGGGUGCUUAUCGCAUGGACAAGGGUAAAUUUAAAACCGAGCUGCAGACUGAUACUAACACUAGCAAUCAAAAUAAGAUUAAACUUGGUGGGAAGACUGAAACGUCAAACGGCACUUUAACUAAUCAAAAUAAAGAAGACGGUGGUGGUGGGAACAAGCAACGCAAGAAAGCUUCCAAGUUCCUCAGAGUCCGCCUUGGUGAUGGUUCUGCUUCGGCCCUUCUAGAUCUUGAUAACUCACGGGCUACAUCUGAUCCUAGAGAAACAUACAGUUUAGAUGGUAACAAUAAUGAUUCUGGAGUUGGGCUGCCUGUACGUGGUGUUUGGCGGAAGGGGGGAGGUCAAAAACUCUUCCCCUGAUACCACUUGACCAUGGCUUUGAAAAUCAAGCGCAAUUGAACUUGCUCGCAAAAACCAUAGCUAAGCUGGAUUAAGGAUAAAGGAUUCAUUUUUUUUGCAUGGGAGGUAAUGUAUGACAGUAUCCAAUUUUAGUUAGAUCUAAGGUACAUCAAGCUAGCAUGGGAAUUUUGUUGUGAUGUUGAAGGUUGAAUGGGAUAAUUUUGUUUGUUUUGGGGGUAUAUUUUUGUUCAAGUGUUGAUAUGAAAGUGGGCACCAAGUGUACUGUUUUGCUUUGGUGCGUUGUUGUUUUUGUUACGAUUAGCAUUUGAGAAUUUUACUAUCUACAGUCACAAGUUUGAACCGCAGAA